Macrosiphum euphorbiae (potato aphid) is the source of this 1668-nucleotide messenger RNA. NCBI's taxonomy places the organism in Eukaryota, Metazoa, Arthropoda, Insecta, Hemiptera, Aphididae. The record is from the annotation of a GenBank genome assembly.
AUGGAAUUGAUAUCUGAUCAAAAGGAAAAAUCGAUAAUCCCCAAAUCUACAUGGUUUAUAGUAAUCAGUGAAUUUUUUGAACAAUUUGCCUAUUUUGGUUUGAAAGCUGUUUUGAUUUUGUGCCUGACAAGAAUAUUGAAGUUCAACGGAGACGAGUCAACAAUAAUAUAUCACAGUUUCAUAUUUCUAUCGUUCUUCGUGCCAUUGCCGUGUGCGAUCUUGGCAGACUCUUAUUGGGGAAAAUUCAAAACAAUAAUAUGUAUGUCAUUUUUCUACGUAUUGGGAUGCGUAAUGCUCACCGGUGCAUCAAUUGCAGAUAUUAUCAGCCUGGACGUUCAAAAAAUCUUCACACUCCUCGGGUUAUUUUUUAUAUCCGUCGGUAUAAGUGGCAUAAAACCGUGUAUUUUUGCGUUUGGUGGAGAGCAAUUUCAAUUACCAUAUCAAGAAAAGCAGCUACAACACUUUACUACCAACUACACAUUGGCGAUAUACAUUGGAUCAUUAUUAUCAAAGUUUUUGAUGCCUGAAUUCAGACAAAGCAUACAUUGUUUUGGCAAAGACACGUGUUUUCCGUUGGCUUUUGGUGUGCCGACCAUAAUGGUGUUCAUUUCCAUUGCGAUAUUCGUAGCUGGAAAAAGCAUGUACGUGAAGAAAAAGCCAGAACAGAAAGUGAUAACAAGGACGUUUGGCUGUAUUUUUUACGCAGUGCGAAAGAAGUUUACUUCAGCCGUUCCAAGAAAAACUCACUGGUUGGAUAACGCAAAGGAAAUGUACACAGAAUCAGAGAUAUCAGACACAAAGUCUGUUCUAGACCUUAUCUGCGUAUUCACGACAAAUCCUGUGUUUUGGUCACUUUUCACACAAUCGGGUUCAAGUUGGACGUUACAAGCCACGCUGAUGAAUGGUGACGUGGACUUCUUAAACUGGACAAUUAAACCCGAUCAAAUCCAGUUACUAGUACCGUUAAUUGGAAUAACCGUUCUCGUAUUUUUUAAUGACUUUUUGUAUCCAAUGUUUGCGGCGAUAGGCAUCCGGAAACCAUUACAAAAGCUCACCUUUUGCGGUGUCCUGGCGGUCAUAGCAUUUGUGUUUGCGGCGCUACUGCAAUUUAAAAUAGUUGGCAAAACAACUGAGAUACCAUCUGGCCAAGGAAGGAUAUCCAUCUAUAACGGAUUCGAUUGCAACGUGUUCGUACAGUCAAAGUCGUUACACGUACAACAUCAAAUCGGUCCACUCGAUAUGUUCAACGUCAGUCAUACGAUCGUGUCUCAGAAUGUCUUAGGAGACAUCGCUGUCGUCGGGAUUACAAUAGGUUUUGAAACAAAGUGUAGUUUUGUGUCAGAUAACUACGAGCUCAAUACCACUCUAUCAAUAAUCGAAGGAAAAGAGAUUUCUUAUCACUUGAUCCGUCUAAAUUCAAACACGAUUGCACUAAACCGUGUUGGCGCUCAUGAUAGUUUAAUAAAAGAGAAGUUUGGGAACCCAAAGUUAAGAAUUUUGGUCGAUCAUACUUUUGGUUUUGACGAUGAUAUUAUACUCACCAGUGCAGAUCACACCUCAUUUACUUCGUAUCCUCUCACUCGGUUUCGAGGGAUGAGCUAUAAUACCAUAAAAAUAGGAAAAUAUAAAGUAUUCUACAACGGAACAAUGUUGCCACACCAACUAUGA